Messenger RNA from Aedes aegypti (yellow fever mosquito), 2318 nucleotides. Its product is annotated as esterase B1. The record is from RefSeq and is a predicted model, not a curated record. Gene Ontology annotation, molecular function: hydrolase activity. The transcript is spliced from 5 exons. The coding region runs from base 526 to 2262 and encodes 578 amino acids. Lineage: Eukaryota; Metazoa; Arthropoda; Insecta; Diptera; Culicidae.
AUUCGUGCUAUUAGUACACAACGAUUAAAAACUUUGAUGAAAUUGCUAAUAUAUCUGUGUGUUUAUACCUGUGCCCAGCUGACCCAGGAAUGUGUCAAACUCAUGCCGUGUUGCAAAGGAUUAUUUUUCAUGUGCGUAAAAAAGACCCAAUGUCAACUUUGGCCCCAAAGUACUCUAUUACUAAAAGCCCUUUAAUCUUGCUUCCUCUCUAUGAGUUGAAGAUUUUGUUACGCUGUAACUUUUACACUUCACUGCACUUUGCAUUAGAAGGAGCUCGAGCUCAGCUUCAACAUGCGACAGUGCGCUGUAAACCGUUUACUACCUUCGAAGGCGAAUGAGACGAGAAGUUGGAAAUAUAACCUUGAUGAUGAUGCAUGACCGCUCCACAACGCGACCUCACGCUUUCAUCGGACAUUGAAACUCACGUUUGAAAUCAGUUUAUCUUCAGCCCUAGCCCUUGCACGUGCUAAGUGUCAUCUUAUUACGUACGCUAUCUGCUCUCUGUGAAAUAGUUCAAUCUUCAAAAUGAUCGAGUUCAUCGUUGGGGUUUAUCGAUUGGUGAUCGGUACGAUAAUAUACUAUUUGCAUAAUCGAUUCAUCAGAAUCUGGACCAGUUCUCCCAGACCGACUGUGCACGUACGACAAGGAAAAUUGCGAGGUAUAUCGACAAGUCUUCCGAAUGGAACAGAAUAUCACUAUUUCAAAGGAAUUCCGUAUGCCAAGGCUCCAGUAGGUGAACUCAGAUUCAAACCACCUGUGCCGUUAGAGAAAUUUGAUACUCCUACCGUUGAUUGUGCAGUUGAUAGAGAUGAGUUCAUUCAACCCAACAUGUUCAUUCCAUUCAUAAUAAGAGGAUCGGAAAAACAACUUCAUCUGAAUGUGUACACCUCACAACUACCGGAACUUCUUGGAUGGAAUCCUUUCCUUCCGGUGAUGAUCUAUAUUCAUGGUGGGGGCUACGUUCACGGAUCUGAUUGGACGUUUUUGCACGAUCCGAAACAUUUCGUGCAGGAAGGCGUUGUUGUUGUGGUGAUCAGCUAUCGUCUUGGGCCGUUUGGAUUUCUGAGCCUUCCCAGUAUGGGAAUUGCGGGCAACGCUGGACUGAAAGAUCAGGCGAUGGCUUUCAGAUGGGUGAAGGAGAACAUAAAUCAAUUUGGAGGUGAUCCUGAGAAUGUAACUAUUUUUGGUGAGAGUGCAGGCAGUUGGUCAACAUACUUGCAUUAUCUUUCUGCAAAUUCCAGAGCAUACUUCAAAAGAGCCAUCUGCCAGAGUGGAGUUGUGUGCACGGAUUCCUUCUUCCAAGUAGAGCCGGAGGAAAAGGCUAGAAAGCUGGCCAAAAUUUUAGGAUACAAAGGAUGCUCAGAUCUCGGAGUUUAUGAAACUCUUAUGAAGGCACCUGCACACCUGUUAGCCAAACAUCAGCAUGAAGUUGCUGACGAAGAUGAGAAAAAGCUGCCGAUGAAUUUUCUCUUUCGACCAGUGAUUGAGCAAAUUGAAACGGAAGAUAGCAUAAUCACUUCCAGUCCACAACAAAUCCUCAAACAAACUGACACAAUGGAUAUGCCUUUAAUCACAGGGUGCACAAAUGGCGAAGGGAUGUUGGCUUACUUCUAUUUGAGACGAAAAAAUCAACUGGAUGCAUUCAUCACAGAACCGGAAAGACUAGUGCCGUGUUAUUUGCGAGAAAACAAAGCACUUAAUUUAGGGGAAGUUGGAACACAGAUCAAGCAGUUCUUUUUCGGAUCCAGGAAAAUCAAUAAAAACAAUAAUCAACAUCUCUGUGAUCUUUUGUCGGAUAACACAUUUGUCACGACUACAAUGAUCAAUGCCGAGUUGUUGGCAAAACAUCAACCUAGGGUACAACAUUUUCACUAUAGAUUCACAUUCCACGGUCGAUUCGACAUCUUCAAAAGGCUUCAGAGAACAGGGCAGUUUGAGGGAGCAUGCCAUGGAGAUGAUCAGUUCUACAUGUUUGACUCGCCUAUGCUCCCAAAUCUCUCGUUGGAUUGCGAUGAAGUCAAAGUGCGGAACAACUUUGUGCGGCUGUGGACCAACUUCGCAAGGUAUGGUCACCCAACGCCAACGAGCCAUGACAGUCCGGUUUGGCCAGUAGCUGUGAAACAUCCAAAUGCUGACUUUAAAGAAUUCAAUAUGACCUACCUCAACAUCAGCAGAGAGCUGCGUGUUGAGCAAAACCCUGACAAACAGCGGCAUGCAUUCUGGCGAAGUAUGAUAGCACAGUACAAGGCAGAUUUGCUGUAAUAGCGAUUGAUUCACGAUGAUUAGGAAAUUUUUAACUAAAUUUGUAAGACACUAAA